Messenger RNA from Perca flavescens (yellow perch), 8084 nucleotides. RefSeq names its product 5-methyltetrahydrofolate-homocysteine methyltransferase (gene mtr). NCBI's taxonomy places the organism in Eukaryota, Metazoa, Chordata, Actinopteri, Perciformes, Percidae. Gene Ontology annotation, biological process: homocysteine metabolic process; tetrahydrofolate metabolic process. Gene Ontology annotation, molecular function: methionine synthase activity; cobalamin binding; zinc ion binding. The record is from RefSeq and is a predicted model, not a curated record. The transcript is spliced from 33 exons. The coding region runs from base 135 to 3941 and encodes 1268 amino acids. Gene Ontology annotation, cellular component: cytosol.
CUCAAGCGGACCUCAAGUCUGAGGCUCCGGGAAGAGUUAGCUAGUUGGUUGUCAAAGGUUGAAGGUGAAAGAUUAGCGGCUUGGUCUUCUUCAGACGGACUCCAGGGCUGUUUUUGAGGCUGGCUCUUUACAAGAUGGCUCCGACUAAUGUUAUUAAAUACUCUUCAGAAGAAGGAUGCAGAUGUCCAUUAGAGUCCGAGCUGCGAGCAGUGCUGCAGCAAAGGAUCAUGGUCCUGGACGGUGGUAUGGGAACCAUGAUCCAGCAGCAUAAACUUGAAGAGCAAGAUUUCAGGGGGGAUGAGUUUAAAGAGCACCCUCUUUCGCUGAAGGGCAACAACGACCUUCUCAGUAUCACACAGCCCAAUAUCAUUUACUCCAUACAUAAGGACUACCUCCUGGCUGGUGCGGACAUCGUGGAGACCAACACGUUCAGCAGCACCUCUGUCGCCCAGGCAGACUAUGGCCUGGAACACAUGGCUUAUCGCCUCAACAAGGCAUCUGCGGAGCUGGCGAGGAGGGCAGCCGACGAUGUCACCAAACAAACUGGCUGUAAACGUUAUGUGGCCGGUGCAGUGGGUCCGACCAAUAAGACCCUGUCUGUAUCCCCCUCUGUGGAGAGACCUGACUUCAGGAACAUCACAUUUGAUGAGCUAGUAGAAUCCUACACCGAGCAGGUCAGAGGUUUAUUAGAUGGAGGAGCAGACCUUCUUCUGGUUGAAACCAUCUUUGAUACUGCCAACGCUAAGGCUGCCUUGUUUGCCAUCGACCUGCUGUUUGAAAAGAGCUACGAAAGGAAACCUAUAUUUAUCUCAGGGACCAUUGUUGACCGGAGUGGACGUACUCUGUCUGGUCAGACAGGAGAAGCCUUUGUACUGAGUGUAUCCCACAUGAACCCUCUAUGCAUUGGUCUGAACUGUGCCUUGGGGGCGACAGAGAUGAGGCCGUUCAUUGAGGCCAUAGGAAAAAGCACCACAGCUUUCAUUAUCUGUUAUCCCAACGCAGGUCUUCCCAACACAUUCGGAGGGUAUGACGAAACCCCAGAAGUAACCGCCUUCAAUUUAAAGGAGUUUGCUAUGGAUGGACUAGUGAAUAUUGUGGGAGGCUGUUGCGGCACCACUCCAGGACACAUCAGGGCCAUAUCUGAAGCAGUCAAACACUGUCAGCCGAGAGUUCCUGCUGCUGAUAUUUAUCAAGACUACAUGCUGCUGUCAGGUUUAGAGCCGUUCAGGAUCGGCCCUUACACCAACUUUGUUAACAUUGGCGAGCGCUGCAAUGUGGCUGGGUCACGCAAGUUUGCCAAGCUGAUCAUGGCAGGAAAUUAUGAGGAGGCUCUAAGCAUUGCUAAGGCCCAGGUGGAGAUGGGAGCCCAGGUCCUGGAUAUUAACAUGGAUGAGGGGAUGCUUGAGGGGCCAACAGCUAUGACCCGAUUUUGUAACUUAAUUUCUUCUGAGCCAGACAUUGCACGGGUUCCACUGUGUAUCGACUCCUCGAACUUCUCAGUGAUUGAGGCUGGGUUGAAAUGCUGUCAGGGGAAGUGUAUAGUCAACAGUAUCAGCCUGAAGGAAGGAGAGGAGGAGUUCCUGCACAGGGCUGCCACUGUGAAGCGCUACGGAGCUGCUGUGGUGGUCAUGGCCUUUGAUGAGGAGGGACAGGCGACAGAUACAGACCGUAAAGUGGAGAUCUGCACUCGGGCCUACAAGCUGCUAGUCAACAAAGUGGGAUUUGACCCCAACGACAUCAUCUUUGACCCCAACAUCCUCACCAUCGGUACAGGCAUGGAGGAACACAACGACUACGCCAUCUACUUCAUCAGAGCCACCAAACUCAUCAAGGAGACAUUACCAGGAGCCAGGGUGAGUGGAGGUCUGUCCAACCUGUCCUUCUCCUUCAGAGGAAUGGAGGCCAUCAGAGAAGCUAUGCAUGGAGCAUUUCUCUACCACGCUAUCAAGGAUGGUAUGGAUAUGGGGAUAGUGAAUGCUGGGAACCUGCCGGUCUAUGACGACAUAGAUAAAGAGCUGCUGUUACUGUGUGAAAAUCUUAUCUGGAACAGAGACGCGGAUGCUACUGAGAAACUACUGGCCUACGCACAGAACAAUGUGAAAGGAGCGAAGAAGGUGGUUCAGACAGACGAAUGGAGAGAAGGAAGUGUGGAGGAAAGGUUGGAGUAUGCUCUCAUUAAGGGAAUAGAGAAGUAUGUGGUGGAGGAUGUGGAGGAGUGUCAGGCUCUGGUUGACCGCUACACUCGACCCCUUCACAUCAUCGAGGGCCCCCUGAUGAACGGCAUGAAGGUGGUGGGAGACCUCUUUGGUGCUGGGAAGAUGUUCCUUCCACAGGUGAUCAAGUCGGCUCGUGUUAUGAAGAGAGCGGUGGGCCAUCUGAUUCCUUUCAUGGAGAAGGAGAGGGAGGAGAUGAUGGCAUUGUCGGGGUCAACUGAAGAAGUGAAUCCCUUUCGGGCCACCAUCCUUCUGGCUACAGUGAAAGGAGAUGUCCAUGAUAUUGGCAAGAACAUCGUAGGUGUGGUGCUGGGUUGCAACAACUUCAGAGUGAUCGACAUGGGUGUGAUGGUUCCCUGUGAUCAGAUCCUCAGAGAGGCCGUCAAUCAGAAAGCAGAUAUUAUUGGUCUGUCUGGUCUCAUCACUCCCUCUCUGGAUGAGAUGAUCUAUGUGGCCAAAGAGAUGGAGAGACUGGGAAUGACAACACCACUGCUGAUUGGAGGAGCCACCACAUCAAAGACACAUACAGCAGUGAAGAUCGCUCCACGCUACAGUUGUCCUGCUAUCCAUGUUCUGGACGCCUCCAGGAGUGUGGUGGUGUGCUCCCAGCUCCUGGAUGAGGAAUUGAAGGAGGAGUACUUUGAGGACCUGAAAGAGGAGUAUGAGGAGAUCAGACAGGAGCACUACGACUCCCUGAAAGAUCGCCGGUAUCUGUCUCUUUCCCAGGCCAGAGGGAAGGCUCUACAUAUAGACUGGCUCUCUCUGCCCAGACCAGUGUGUCCUCAGUUCCUGGGCACCCGCGUGUUCGAGUGCUACGACCUGAACAGUCUGCUGGACUACAUCGACUGGAAGCCUUUCUUCGAUGUGUGGCAGCUGAGAGGAAAAUACCCCAACAGAGGUUACCCCAAGAUCUUCAACGACAAGACUGUUGGUUCGGAGGCCCGGCGAGUCUUUGAUGAGGCCCAGCGGCUGCUCAACCAGAUGAUUGACAGUGGUAGUCUUAAGGGGCGGGGCCUGGUGGGGUUCUGGCCUGCACAGAGUGAUGGCGAUGACAUCCGUGUGUACAAAGAUGAUGUCACAGUAAACAGGGACACCAAGCCCAUCGCUACAUUUCAUGGCUUACGACAACAGGCGGAGAAGGACAGCUCCAGUUCAGAGCCCUACCUGUGUGUGUCUGACUUUGUUGCCCCUGUAGACAGUGGUGUGCCAGACUACAUCGGUGUGUUUGCUGUGGGGGUGUUUGGAGCCGAGGAGCUGAGUCAGCGGUUCCAGGAUCAGGGAGACGACUACAGCAGCAUUAUGGUCAAAGCCCUGGCUGACCGUCUGGCUGAGGCUUUUGCUGAGGAGCUCCAUGUUCGCGUGCGUAAGGAGCUGUGGGGCUAUAGCACUGACGAGGCUCUGCAGGCCUCGGACCUCCACAGAAUCCGAUACCAGGGCAUCAGGCCUGCAGCUGGCUACCCCAGCCAGCCUGACCACACAGAGAAGACCACCAUGUGGAGCCUUGCUGGGAUCCAGGAGAAGACUGGUAUUUGUCUGACAGAGUCCCUGGCCAUGACGCCUGCUGCCUCAGUGUCUGGUCUUUACUUCUCCAACCCUCAGGCCUCAUACUUCGCUGUGGGAAAGAUCACCAAGGAGCAGGUGGAGGACUAUGCCCGGAGGAAAGAGAUGUGUGUGGAGGAGGUGGAGCGAUGGCUGGCUCCAAUACUGGGCUAUGACAACGAGGCGUAGAGCGUGACCACUCCAGCAGUAAACUGGACCACACGAGGUAUCGGAGCAGGGCACACCACUGCCACGGAAUCAGGUUUAUAGUCCGACCAUUUCUCUGUAGCUCACACAGGUUCUUACUGUGGCUGCUCACGCUGGGAUUCCCUGACAUUACAUAGUAUAUCACACUAGGUCUUACCAUUUUACUCAACAUUUCUACUGGACAUUUCAGAACAGUAAAACAGCGUUUUUUGUUCUUGUUUUUUUUUUUUUUUUUUUGCUCUCUAUGCCAAAGGUUUAUGACAAAAGUUCUACUUUUAAACACUACGGACCCACACACGUUGUAUGUAAUGGUAAAAUGAUCUCUUAAAUGAAUGUAUAUUAAUGAAAUGUUUCUAUCAGGUCUACAAAUGGAGUGAAAUAAUCAGUGGUGUUACAUGACAGUCACAUGUGUCUUCAGUAGUGCUUUGAUCCCGAUUAUCUUUGCUCAAUAUUGAGAUGAUUAUGAUUUCAGCACUCAUACCUGGGCUGGGUAUCUGUCAAAGUCAGUCGAUACAUGUGCCGACAUGAUUACUGACGUAGUGUUAGCGAUACUUCAAUUUGCUUAUUAUAAAAACAAUUUUAAAAGAUUUAUUUCUCAUUUACUAAAAUUGGGCAAUACAUCUGUGUUUAUGGUUAGCUUAUCUUAAAGGAAUAGUUCAGCAUUUUAGAAAAUGUGCCGUUUUCCUGUCUUUCCGAGAGUGAAAUUACGUGGUUAGCCUAGCUUAGCAUAAAGUCUAGAAAUAGGUGAAAACAGCUAACCUGGUUGAGUGAAAAAAACAAAAAAAAGACAAUGCGCAUAUGCCUCUGCCAGUGUGCCUGCCUCUCUGCGGGCACGCUGGAGGCGGGUUUUACACAGGCUACCUUGGCCAGUUUGACCCGCUCCGGAUAGAUUUCACCGUAAUCCCAAUAAGGCUAUUGAGAAAGUCAAGCCUCUGUAACGGCGUGGAGCUGUCAUCAUAUAUGGCAUCUGGAUGUGCGUCUGUGACAUUAACAUUAAUGAGACGGGCUGUAGCUGGUGCCGCUGCUUGGUGUUAUGAAGUCAUUCACAAUAUUUCCCUGUUUUGCCAGGGCUUGGGCUUUGACUUUCCCACUUGCUUGUCUCCAUUUGUUGUAAAUCUACGCUAGUCUUCUGCAUCCAAUCAGAGCGAGAACGCAACAUGUAGUUUUUUUCUUUAUCACAUACGCUACAGUCUACAGUCAUUUCUAAAUAAAAACAUAUGAUGGUUCAUUGUUUUAAUAGAAUGAAAUAUAUUAAAUCACUGUGGUCUAUGGUAACCGUUCAAUUGUGCAGAGGUUAUUCCGAUCGGAGAAAAUUAGAAUUUUCUGUUAAUGACCGGUUAUCACCGGACAACGGAAACUCGGCUACCAACACAUUUUAAAACUCACUGAUUAAUAUGCUGUAUCUCGUUUUUUCUUUUCUUAUUCGGUGAACACCUGUUUUUGGUUUUGGCACUAUAAAAAUCGAUUAUAUUCGGGUUAAGGCAAUACGCCGAUUUCUCAAACGCCAUGUAAACACGUUACCCCAGUUAAAAUCAGAGUUCUAAUAACCCGGUUAACUGAGGUAGAGAAUUCCUUCAGUAACCGGAGUAUCCCUGCACAUAUACACCUUAACCGGACUAUGAUCGGGUUAAAAGUCUACGGUUAACUGCAUGCUUCAACUGCCUCUCCCCACUCCACUUGAGUGGUUUUUAAACCAGAAAUAAUCAGUCAGCACUGCAAGUAGUUGUCGUUGCUAUGACACCAUACAACAAAACAGCGAUGCCCGAAUCAGCGGGCCAUCGGCAGAAAGAGCCUGCGGUCCGUCUGUUUUACUCCCCGCCGAGGCAGCAGCGAACUCCGGUAGAUGGCUAAACAGAUUGUCCAUCUCCGGGACCGUCAACGCCACGUCUCGGCAAAAAAGUGGAGGGACCGAGCAGCAGCCGCUGGUUAACGUUAAUGUUAGUUAGCUACCUAACGAAGUUAGCUUGCUAAUUCCACCCGACACUUCUUACAGAUAACGUUAUAAUCAGCGUCUGGCGUAAACACUGUGCGUUCCUACGCUGUGACAAGAAUAUGUAAAUCAAACAUUAAGUUGUUAGGCCGAUCGGUGUAAUGCUGACAUAGGUCAACUGGAAGAAAAAGAGCUUUAGAAGAACUUUGCUUCAGGAAAAAAAAAAAAUUAUCAUGAUUAAAAUCAGGAAAUAUCUGAUCAAAGAAUGAGUAAUAAACUGUUCUUACAUUAACUGUCAAUACGUUACACUUUUUAAUACUUGGUGGUACAGACCAAUUCAUUUGUGCCCAAAAUGUAUUAAUGUAAACGGCCUAAAUUUAUUUAGGUUUUUUCUUCUAAAAAUCAUUAUUUUAUUGCUUUUGUGUAAAGGUUUUAACAUCAUCAACAUCUGCGUGGAGGCUGUAGUGUACCAGCUGAAUAGUUCACCCAUUUUCACUGGUUUAUUAAUGGAUUUUACUAAAAAGUCUUCUGAAGCUCAAGCUUGUUGUUUUAUUGUUAACUUUUAACUCACUUUACAUAAUCUUUACUAUCUCUGAAAGUGAAAACAAUAAAACAGGAGACAAAUCAUUUUAUAAGCCUUUAAAAGAGUAACUUACCCCCCCCCCCCUGAAAAUAUUGUCUUUGCUCUCCUUGGAGGUUUUAACUCCUCUUCUUGCUGCAGUGAUGAACACCUGCACCUGAAUGCACCAUGGAGGCACAUGCUAAUGGGGAAAAGUGCAGCUGCAUGCUACCCUUAGGGUAACAUUAUGCCGUGUCUUUAGCCGCAUGCUACCAGCUGGUAAGCUAUGCUGUGUCAUCUACUGUAUGUGUUGUUUUCUUAUAGCUUUGGUACUGAGAUUUUAUCACUUUCAAAGUAUUGAUACUUUUGACAAAGUUACCACCAUGUAGAGCCGUCACUUAAAGGAAAUACUUCACCCACAAAAUGACCAUUUGUACAUCAGUGUUGCCUUGAAUUCAUGAAGAAAACUCUGUUAUUGUUGCAUGCCUCCACGGUGAACAGAGAAUUAAAAAAUCACAGAAUAGUCGAUGCGCAUGUGUUUGUAAGUACAGGGCAUACGACUGGAUAAACAAGACUUGGAUUAAGCGGCUUAGUUGUGUGAGAGUUGUUUUGAUAUAGUUUUGCUGUUAAACGUGGACCCCGAGUACUUUAAUGCAUCAAGGCUUUUCUAAGUUGUUUUGAUUCUACAUUCACCAUUGAGGCAUAUAACAAAGAUUUCUUCAUGAAUUUCGGGCAAAACUUGAGUGAGUAACCGAAACGUUGUGAAAUAAGUAUUUGCAUGCGUAACGGACAGUGUGCGGGACUUCUUCAACAAGUGUUACUGGUAACCUUUACCUUUUCUGACGCACCUGCCCCAAAAAAGAAGUGUGCAAAAGCGCUUUUGAAUCGAAUAGUUGAUAUACAAAAGGUCAUUUUAAGGGUGAAGUAUUUCUUUAAGCAAACUUGAAUGUAACUUGUUUUUGACUUGAUAAGAAACCAAACCAGAACCAUUUGCUGUGGCUUCAUGGCUGUGAUAAAAACACUAAUAAUAAUCACUUACAAUGAAUUAUUACUUAGACGUUUUUCACCAAAUGUAAUUGCAUAAUUUAGAAUGACCUACAGUGCUUUAAACAGAGUUGUAAAGACUAAAAGGAGCAAGCAGUAAAGUCUCAUCUUCAAAUGACUAAAUUGGUAAACUGGGUUAACCCUUUGCAACAUCUGUGGUUAUCAUAGUUUCAUAAACUCACAUUGUCCUGUUCAGCAGCAAUAGAAAAAGCCAGCUUUUCACACAUUGAGGUACAACUAGUUCUCUAUCGACAUCCACGUACUGUUGACAUUUCACCGGGUAUCAUCAGUGUUGUAUUGUGUGUGUACUAUACAACAUCUACUUAUUCCAUGAACCUGAAAAAAAUCGUCACAUGGGACAAAAUGAUGGGUUAAAAUUGAAAUUAGGUUUCUAAUUUAGGUUUUCAAGAGUGCAUUUCACAUGUGUCUUAAAAGCCCUGAUGUGCUGCAGUGGCUGAUCUCAGUUUGUAUGAAACAUUUUUUUUUUUUUUUAAAUCCGUUAGAUUUUCUUACAUUGAAAAAAGAAGCUGUGGAUAAAUGAUGGUGGCAUUGAAAACAAUGUAAAACAGAACAAAUAAAAAAAAAAAAAUCA